Aspergillus nomiae NRRL 13137 is the source of this 2223-nucleotide messenger RNA. RefSeq names its product bZIP transcription factor. The transcript has 5 exons. Gene Ontology annotation, molecular function: sequence-specific DNA binding; zinc ion binding. Lineage: Eukaryota; Fungi; Ascomycota; Eurotiomycetes; Eurotiales; Aspergillaceae. Gene Ontology annotation, biological process: positive regulation of transcription by RNA polymerase II; DNA-templated transcription. Gene Ontology annotation, cellular component: nucleus. The record is from RefSeq and is a predicted model, not a curated record. The annotation marks the transcript as partial.
AUGGAGAAGAUAUUGAGUAAUCCCCCGAAGGGACGUGCAGUCAACGCGAAUUGCAAACGCCGUAAAGCAAAGUGCAUAUUCGAAGGCGACGAAAAUAAGAUCCAGAUUACGAAAAGGCACUUCGCGGAAUUGAGACGCAGGACGGCUGAACUCGAGAAGGAGAACCGAGACUUGCAGCAACGGCUAUCGAGCAGUUCUAAAAGGACCCUGUCUAUGGAUCUCGUUGAUCAUGGAGGCUUGGUGAAUGAAGAGGCAAAUACCUGCAAUGGCUAUGCCUCCCCAGUCUCCGGACCCGGGUUUGAAGAUGCAAAAGUAUUCAACCCAUUAUCCACAGGGCAGCCCAAAUACGUGCGAGAUUUGGCGGGAAAUCCGCAUUACUUGGGACACACAUCGAACUGGUCGUUGACAAUCCGCCUGCUGCACCUCACCCUCACCCAUCAGGCUGGGCGGAACUGCCCCUUCCCCAGUGCAGCUCAGCAUAUAGAUGCCACAACCUAUGAGUUAGGAUGGAGCGGCCUGCGGGCAACUAUCAUGCCGGAUAUUAGAGAGCUUCCGUCGCUAGACUAUGCUCUUUUCCUGACUAAUGCUGUGAAGUUCCAUACUGGUCACAUAUUUCAUCUUUUCGAUGAACUAUCUUUUCUGACUCGGUUGCACGACUUCUACGGAAACCCAGUCCAGAAGAUUCACACAACGGGGUUAUGGUUCAUCCACUUCAGUGUCAUAAUGGCUCUCGGGAAAGCCUUCACCGGGACGAAGCGUCGAGACAGUGUUCCACCAGGCGCCAGUCUGUUCAUGAUGGCUCUUACGAUGCUCCCAGACUACUGUUAUCUGUGGAGACAUCCAAGCACAUCAGCGGAGUUACUUUGCUCAAUGGCCCUGUAUCUGCAGUCCAUUGAUUGGAGAACCUCUGCGCAUGACAUGGUUGGUUUUAUUCCUAUCCCUCUUUUAACGAGAGAUCAAGAUCGUGGUGUGGAGAUCUAUAGUUCAAUAGUACUGACCGAGACGGCACAGAUUGGGAGGGCGCUGCGAAUGUUGCUUGUUCAUGGGUACCACACCAACGUCCCUUCAGGGACUCUGGAUGAACACGAGACCCAACGGUCCCGGAAUAUUUGGUGGACGGUUUUCAUCAUUGAGCGUCAGUUUACAGUUCUAAUGGGGGUGCCCUUGGGAAUCAACGACGACGAGAUCAGCACCCCGCUACCGAACUGUCCAGACUCUCCCCACGGCAGCACUACGAUGGCUAUGCAUGUCAAGUUAUCUCAGGCACUUGGUCAAGUGAUGAAUACUCUGUAUCAGAAAGAGUGUCAGAUAGAUUCUCAUUUCGUCAGUAGCACGCAAAGGGUGCUGCGAUGUGUUGCCAAUCUCGCACUAGAACUCGCUGGCUACUUUCCAGUACCCAGUGAGGGAUCAGUGAAUGGUAUUUCGCGUGUUGCGGGAUAUAUGAAUCUUGUGUACCAACAGUGCAUCAUGUUAGCAACUCGCCCAUUUCUUUUCAGUCUCCUCGAAAAGCAACUUGGGUCUUCGGGCAUUGCGAUCCCAAUACCAGCCGCUAUAAAGUUACUCUUGCAAAUGUGUCUCGAGUCUGCCAAGAAAACAAUUGACAUACUGUGUGCUCUUCAGGAUCAGAGCUUACUUGGUAAGAUUAUUCUCAGUGGCAUUACUAUGUACGCCCCAUUUGACCUCUUUUCUUUAGAGACGUUUCUACCGUUCGAUCUUGAUAGUGCCGUCUCUGCUGGCCUAGUGGUCUAUAUGUCCACCCUCGUCAGCCUGCACUCAAUCGACGAUCACUCUCGUCUACGAGAUACACUGUUUGAUAUACUAGACCAUCUGAUCAGUGAGGGAAACCUCGUAGCUGUGGAUCACAAGAUGGCACUAGGACAGUUAGAAGGUCUAUUAAAAAGUCCCCAUGCACAAAUGAACGACGGCAGCCAUUGGCCGCGGCUUGAACAGGUCGAAAUCGUGGCGCGAGAACACGUGGACAGUAGUGAAACGGCUUUUGCAGAAGGGGCAUUUCAGACCAGAGGUGCUCCGGACAAUCAGGACGUGAAUACUGGUCUGAUGACCGGUUGUUCGGAGCCAGUGGGGCCAUAUGACUGGGAACAAGAGUUGAUCCCGACACAGCUGAUGACAGUGGUAGAUAUGUUGGACGGAAUUAAUGUGCUAGACUGGGCAAUAUUUCCUGAUAGUUCCAGUUCACAGGAUGGGCAAGAGGAUAACAUUAGU